AUGGAUAACCUCAGCGGGAUAUCUGAACUACUGGGCCCAUCCAAGGAAUUCUUCGUGGUGGAAGCUGUGAUGUCGCCAGAAACACGUCUCAACGAAGAUGAUGGUACGAUAUUUGUCACUACCUCUUCUGGAUCCUGCAAAGCAAGCUGGGUGGAAAGACAGGCUAUGAUGCGGCUAAUUCAGGAUAAGCCUGUUGUUGUUGUCGAGACAGGUCAGGAAUUUGGGUUUAAAUGGCAUAUGCUUCUUUCUUGA
Messenger RNA from Nannizzia gypsea CBS 118893, 252 nucleotides. RefSeq lists its product as hypothetical. The transcript has 4 exons. Bases 1 to 252 code for a protein of 83 amino acids. The record is from RefSeq and is a predicted model, not a curated record. NCBI's taxonomy places the organism in Eukaryota, Fungi, Ascomycota, Eurotiomycetes, Onygenales, Arthrodermataceae.